Messenger RNA from Didymodactylos carnosus, 865 nucleotides. Lineage: Eukaryota; Metazoa; Rotifera; Eurotatoria; Philodinida; Philodinidae. The record is from the annotation of a GenBank genome assembly.
CUCAUCGACAUCAACAAUAUCAAAACUACAACCAAAAACAAAAUCAUCAGAAAUCAAUGUUUCAUCAACUACCCCAUCAGUAAAAAAAUCAAAUUCAGAAAAUGUAGUCAAACAGCAACAAUCAUCAUCACAAACACCUCAAAUAAAUAAUAAUUCAACUAGUAUUAGUAAUAGGAAAAAUUCAUUGCUCAAACCCGAUGAUAUAUCGAUUACAUCGACGAAAAAUAUAACUUCUGAUCAUUCCAAUACAUCAAGAAAAAAUUCUUUAACGGCACCAACCGACACACCAAGAAAAAGUUCUUUAACGCCACCAACCGAUGCACCAAGAAAAAGUUCUUUAACGCCACCAAUCGACACACCAAGAAAAAGUUCUUUAACGGCACCAACCGAUGCACCAAGAAAAAAUUCUUUAACGGCACCAACCGAUGCACCAAGAAAAAGUUCUUUAACGGCACCAACCGACACACCAAGAAAAAGUUCUUUAACGGCACCAACCGAUGCACCAAGAAAAAAUUCUUUAACGGCACCAACCGACACACCAAGAAAAAGUUCUUUAACGCCACCAACCAAUACAUCAAGAAAAAAUUCUUUAACGGCAAUAACCGAUUUAAAAUUACCACAUGCUCAAACGGUGAAUAGUCUAAGUACGAUGACUCAACAGUCAUCACCACAAAAAACAACUCUUACACAAACAACAAGUGCUACAGAAUUAACAAAAAAACCAUCAACAACAACUGUAAUGAUAGAUGAUGAAAAACCAUUGGAUCGAUCACAUUUGUCAAAAACAAUGGAUAUGAAAAAAGAGCAUCAGCAUCAGCAAACGCACACGGAUAAGUCAUUAAUACCAACAAUGAAAAAAAGGUAA